Oldenlandia corymbosa var. corymbosa is the source of this 5713-nucleotide messenger RNA. The record is from the annotation of a GenBank genome assembly. NCBI's taxonomy places the organism in Eukaryota, Viridiplantae, Streptophyta, Magnoliopsida, Gentianales, Rubiaceae.
GUCCAAGAACUGUAUUGGGCACUUAUUCGCACUACCAAUAAAGUUGUUUAAAUUCUUCUUCUUUACCUUUUAACCCAAAGCGCCACAUCUUUUUGUCGGGAGCCAAAUUAUGUUUGUUUCAUUGUAUCUACAAAGUUAAGAUCGAAACUCUUUCAGAAAUCAUGAUGAAUAAUGGCAUCAUCCAUCUUCUUCUUCUCCUGCUUCUUUGGCUUCAUCUUUCAUCUCUCUGCUUGUUCAGUAAUCUUCUUCUUUUGCUUCCCAUUUUGCCAAUUUUGAGGCGCACCCUUUUAAAGAUUCAUCCCAAAACAAGAAGGAAAAAUGACCACUCCGCUCGCGUUAUUGCUUGUGUUGACUCUGUCUUUCACGAUUUGGAGUUGCAGCUGAAUGAUCUGUUGCCUCAAUUUGAUUUGCAGCUUUUCCACUUUGAUUUGGCGAGACAUAAGUUAGAGAAGAUCAAAGCGUUCGUUGUUGUUUCUGGCACACAAUUGGAUCACAUGGAUGUUGCAAAACUGGCAUCUUUCUGGCUAAGGAUUGAAACCACGGUUUCCAAAUAUGGCAAUCAAAUCCGCCCUCUUCUCCGUUAUUCUUAUUUCAAUCGCAAUCUUCCUGAUUCUCAUAAGAACAUCAUUUUUGAAUUCCUAGCUGAAAUCUCUUCCUUGGAGGGCGAAACAGCUGAGUGGUACGUCACCAUGGCGGAUUCCUUGUAUUUGCGACAACAAUCAGUAGUAAUUAGUUGUAGCUCUCUUGUUACCACAGAUGAAGUCUUGACCAUCAUGAGUUUCAGUUUUGAGAUUCUAGAUUCGCUUCGCCAAAGUGAAUUAACUGUACAAGGGGAAGCCUUAGUUGAGCAGAUGACAUUCUUACAAAGUCUCAUCCGCUUUGUUGGUGAUGACACUCAAGAUUUGUUGAUUCAAGAAUUUCUGGUUCAUGUUAAAGUACUUGCUGUCCAAAUCCAUGUCCUGUUUAUGUGCCCUGAAGCACUUGAUGGUGAGCUUGAGGAGGAGAGUCUCAGUGAUGAUGAUGAUGAUGAUGAUGAAAGACCUAAUGACAUAGUUUUAACCUUGUUGCAAAAGAUCAAACCAACUGACAACUUUGUAUAUCAGGCUUACACUCAAGCCUUAAUUAGCUCAAAGUUAUCAAGACAAUCACUUGCUCCCAAUGAUCUAGACAUGGACCCUGACGCUUUCAAAGCAACCAAGAACUUCCUUGAUUCUAUCAUAUCUUAUCUCUGGGAGAUAUUAUUAGGCAAUUGUGUUCAUCCCUUUUCUAUAAAAGAUCAACUGCAAGAGCUCUAUGGAGGAUUGAAGACCUUGAGAACCACUAUAAAGCAACAGCAGCUUCCAAACAAGCUUGCGAAUAACAUUGGAAUCGUGUUAUGCGAUGCUGGAGCCUUGGUUUUCUCUUUGUACCAGAGACAUAGAGGACCUGAUCUUGGACUGCUUCAGGAACUCUUAAAGACAAUUAAGGCUACUCUGGUACAACUUGGAGUGAAAGAUCCACAAUCACCGGUUUUCUACUUUCAGAAGACUAAUCAGUUGGAUUUUGUUGAUUCUGUUCUGGAACAACUAACAGAAUUAACAGGACGGGGAGAUAAACAACCUAGAAAUAGGAGUCAUUGUCUUCUGGUUCUUAACGACAAACUUGUCUCCUUCAGAUCUUUCUUGGGGGACAUUGUGGAGUUGCGCCACCAGUAUGUGGAAUUUCAAACUCUCUGGGAUCGUGUUUUAGAGGUCGCGUACAGAGUGGAGGGUCUCGUUGGCCAACUAUUGGUUGAUGACCAUCAAGAUUCAUUUUCAUCCUCACUUGUUUCCACAAUGAAGGACAUCCAGGGAAUCCAGGCUGAAAUCGAAGUCAAGAGAUCAGAAAUCAAGGUCAAGAGACAAGAACUAACAGAGGUCACCGAGACUUGCAAUCUGCUACCAUCAUCACAAAAACCUCUCUUACCAACAACAAAUGAGUUUGUCGGAUUUAUGGAUGAUGCGAGAUCAGUGCUGGAUCGACUCACAAGAGGAUCGGCACAUUUGCAAAUCAUUGCCAUUGUCGGUAUGCCAGGGAUGGGUAAGACCACAUUAGCUACCAAGAUUUACAAUGACUAUUAUGUUUCGUGCUUUUUUUCUGUUCGUGCAUGGAGUCAAAUCUCGCAAACAGUGGACAGAAAGAAAAUUUUAGGCAACCUUAUAAAUCAGGUUGAUCCUAACAAUAAAUAUCCUGAGCUUGGUGAACAGGAUUUAGUGCAAAUACUCUGGCGCAAGUUGAAAGGAAAAAGAUAUCUCAUCCUUUUGGAUGAUAUAUGGGACAAUGAAGCGUGGAAGAUCUUGGCAGCUUCAUUUCCUGAUGACAAUGCUAAAAGUAGAAUUCUUCUCACCAGUCGUCAUAGUGAUGUCGCUCCUCGUGAGAUGAUGGUCGACCAAAAACCUUACGCUCUUCGGCCACUCAAUGAAGAAGAGAGUAUAGAGUUACUGCAGAAGAAGUUAUUCAAGGAAAAUGUUGGCUGGCAUCCUACAUUUCGUGCUUUUGGAUCAAAAAUUGCUGAACGUUGUCGGGGAGUACCUUUAAUGAUCAUCAUUGUAGCUGGAAUACUAGAAAAUACAGCUCCAGAAGGUUGGAAAGGAGUUCUGGAUGAUUUAAACUCUGGAAAUUUAUCCAUUACAGAUCACUGCAGGAGAACGUUGGAUCUGAGCUAUGAAUGUUUACCAGAUGAUUUAAGGCAAUGUUUUCUCUAUUUUCGAGCAUUUCCAGAAGAUGAAGAGAUUCCAGCCAAAAGGUUAUUUUAUUUAUGGACAGCAGAAGGCUUUUUCCGGAGAGAUAAGGAUGAGCGCAUGGAAGAUAUUGCUGAAGAGUACUUAAAUAGUUUGAUCGGUAGAAAUUUGAUUGUGGUUGCCAAACGAAGAUGGGAUGGUGGAGUCAAAGCAUGCCGCAUUCAUGACUUGCUUCGUGAAUUUUGUUUACAUAAAGCCAGUGAGGAACAUUUUCUUCAUGUUCUCAAAGGAUAUGAUGAUCUUUUGGCAUUUAAUGAGCCAUACGGACUUCAGAGGUUAAGCAUUCACUCAGAGGUACACCAUUUGAAGGAGUCGAAAUUAUUUUGUCCUCGUGUACGUUCUUUGCUUUUCCACUCCUCUGAAAAGAAAAGGCGAGAAAUCUCAUUGAGGAUUCACAGCUUUAAACAUCUGAGAGUGCUGGAUUUGGAGCAAUGCCCUCUUAAAGUUUCGUUCUCACGAGAAUUAGAACUUCUUGUUCAGCUCACUUUCCUUGCAAUUCACUGUGAGUUUGGCAACCGCAGCGUAUCAUCCAUAUAAUAUGUCAGCCAUUGGUGAAUUGCCCAACCUUCAAGUACUCAAAUUAUCGAGGAUAUCCUUUGAUGGGAACACAUGGGAAAUGAGAGAAGGGGAAUUCUGCAAACUUAGAAUCUUGAAAUUGUGUUACCUUGAGAGCCUUGUCAUCUGGAGAGCUUGUGAUGAUCAAAUGGUCUGUCUUCAGGAGUUGAUGUUAGAUCGAUGUAAAAAGUUGGAAGAGAUGCCUUGUUUUCUAGAGUCCAUUGCAACGCUUGAAACGAUUAGUGUCUUUUAUUCUUCGGAUGCUUCAAUAAAGUUUGUGAGGAAGAUUGAGCAAGAACAGGAGCAGUGGGGAAACCAACUCAAGGUCAUAAUAAGGAAUUGAUUUUUCUCCGCCUCUUCAGGUAGCCACCCUCAUGGCCUCAUAUAUUUAUUUAAAUAUUGAGUUCAUGAUUUGCAUUCUAUUAUGUUAUUUGAGUCGAUAUUGACGAGCGUUUCCAUUUGAAUAUAUGGUCCCAAUUAUCUAUUUCUUUUCAACAUUGCCUUUUGAUAAUAUGUGCUACCCAUUCAAUCAUGACUUGAACUGUUACACCCUUCGUUUCUAAUGAAAAACUGCAGACUCUUACUUAUCUAAUUUGGUUCACCAUUUAGUCUCAUAUGUGCUGGUUGUGUAAGGAGUGGCAAAUCUGUAUGCAUUUGUGUUUUUGUGACUGCUACAAAUGGUGCAGCUGAGAAUGCAUGAAAUGUGCAGCAUACAAAUAUAAAAUAGAUGCAGCAGUUAUGCCCCCGUGGUUUUAUACAGUGACAGUUAAUAAUUUUCAGAUAACAAAAAAAAUUGAACAUUGAGCUCUUUUGUGCAUACUACUCGGCCUGUUGAAGUCAUCAUACUAGAAAGCUGAGGCGUAUUUGUUGUCUAGAAAAUACCCUAAAACUCUCAUUUCCCAAUGGUUCUUUCAGUCUUAGGUAUUUUGGAGUAAAAAUAUCACUACUGAUCCAAUGUGACAGUCUCUGAUGAAGUAAUAAGGAAAGACAAUGUUGUCGUCUGUUUAUUGUUGCUGAAAUCAGUUCAAUACUUCAAAGACAUCUGUUUUUAAUCCUUUUCUUUUCCCUGAAUGCUUGCGAUAUAUUGUGAAGUAAGAUUCAUUGAUCUAUUAUUGAUCUUGCAGCUUGAGGAAGUUGUUUCAUAAUGACCCGACUGAGAUAUGCUUUUCCUCCCUUGUCUCGUCUUUUCAGACUUGUCUUUUACUUUGCUGCUUUCUCCUUAGUCCUUGGCUCCUUUCUACUUGAACCAAGGUUUAGAAAGUUGGGCUCUAGUAAUGCAGAAACACGGCAGAGUUAUUUCACUCAUCAUUCAACUGCUUCGCUUCGCUCCUUGUAGUUGUAUAACCAAUGUUCUGGACUGCAACAAAAUUCUUGUUUGCUUCGAGGGAAUUAGUCUUUUGGGAUUUUGUUUUUCCCGUUAAUACCGGAGGUAGCUUGAAUCACUGUUGAAGUUCCUACGAAUGUGCUGCAUAUUUAGUGUGUGUUUCACGGAUUAAGAAAGUUGACUUAAUUGAUUUCAUGAUUCUGAAAAUGUAUUUAGAAGUACUCGGUUGCUCCCAGCUUUGCCCAUUGCUUUUUUUUUUUUUGUGUGUGUGUGUGUGUGUAGGAUGUACAGAAUAACAGAAAGAGGAUAGCCAUUAGUUUGCUAGAGGGAACAUCGCUAUCUGCUGCAUUCUAUCAAGUGAACGGGUCAUCUCCUCAAUGAUAAUAGCACUUUGGUAAUGUUCUUGGAAGUUGUUGUAAGAAAUUGAUGAGUGAAAUUUAACCUUCCAUGGAAAGAGUACAUUUAAGUUUUAACCCAUUCUUACAAAUACAAUUCUAAACUAGCACAGAAAAAGUAAGAAGAAACUUUCUAAUUAAAACAAAAAGCUUACAGUCCACUAAUCCAAGGAUACGAAUACAUUUUGUUGGCUGUAACAUUUCUAGCAUCUUACGAUGAAAGGGAUACGAACUUUGUGUUUGUCAUUGCUCCAUAUGAUUGAACCAUGGGGAUCACAAGCUUUGAAUGGAGGAGCAUCUGUGAAAGUCACUGUAUAACUUAGCUUCUUUUGGUGUUUGGUGAAUAUCAGCUCAGUAGGACUCACUAUGAUUUCCAAUUUCUCGGACGCUUCAAAACUUACUCGAUACACUGAUUCUUCGUCGCCAACAUUUGUGACGGUCCUUGUAACUGUCCGAUUCUGCCUGAACGAUGGAAAGACAGAUAUUGAGGGGUAAUUCAUGUUUGACAUCGAUUCUUCCUUGGGAUCACUUGGGCAAGAAAAGUUGGUUGGAAACUUUGAUGAAAUGAGUUUGAGCCUUGAUGCAUUGUAGCCCUGGUUGCAGAGGAACAGUAGAUAAUCGGCUAUUUCGGUCUCAUAAACUAACCCUGGCUGUAAUGGACCAAAUAUUGUUACUUCACC